Patella vulgata (common limpet) is the source of this 1635-nucleotide messenger RNA. RefSeq names its product G protein-coupled receptor kinase 5. Gene Ontology annotation, cellular component: cytoplasm. The transcript is spliced from 11 exons. Gene Ontology annotation, molecular function: ATP binding; G protein-coupled receptor kinase activity. NCBI's taxonomy places the organism in Eukaryota, Metazoa, Mollusca, Gastropoda, Patellidae. Gene Ontology annotation, biological process: protein phosphorylation; signal transduction; regulation of signal transduction. The coding region runs from base 472 to 1635 and encodes 387 amino acids. The record is from RefSeq and is a predicted model, not a curated record.
UCUGGAGUUUCAUUAUAGACUCUACAGACUCAAGACUAUAAAGUAUAAUAAAGACUCGGGGGAGGGCUAUAUUAUAUAUGACUAUAGGAUAGGCCUGAACAAGUGUGCAGUGAAAAUGAAAUUAAAAACGUCAACCAUAAAUAAAUGCGCCCUGUAAUUUGAAGUUUUAUUUUUAUUCGGGUCCAGUUCUAAUGGCGUCUAUAUUUUAAAAGAAACAUAUUUUCUCUCAACCUUUUAAUUCUAUCAUCCUUAUGUUACAGACACAGACCAAAGAAGCAUCCCAAUCAAUUCUGCUCGCGAAGCACGGCAUGGGAAUUUUGACCAAUCAGAAUCUUUCAUUUCUGUAAUCUCUUGAUGAAGGCCGCCAUAUUGCUGAACCCUUCCACCACACCCAAGCCGUCAAUAAAAUAUUGUGGAUUCAAUCAGGGCUGUUUAUGCCCUCAUUGAAGCCCAUCACUUCUGGCAGAAUAGAUGGAAUUAGAAAAUAUAGUUGCUAACACUGUUUACCUGAAGGCACGCGAAGGUGGCGGUGGUAAAAGAAAAGGUAAAAGCAAGAAAUGGAAGCAGAUACUUCGAUUCCCUCACAUUUCCCAUUGUAUGGAUAUAAAAUCCAAAAUUCAAUUAUCAUACAAAUACGUCAUUGCACAGCAACCAAUUGGGCGAGAAUUAUUUCGUGAGUUUUGCAAAACAAAGCCACUAUUGACUAGGAUUAUUGACUUCCUUGAUGCUGUGAAUGAUUAUGACAUCACCCCAGAUGAAAAACGUCUUGCCAAAGCUGAAGAAGUUUAUGAAAAAUAUUUACAUUCAGAGUCGGAACACUAUAUAAGUCAGGUUAAUGGAAACCAAGUAUCAGCUAUAAAAGAAGCAAUGGCUCAAAAGACUUCCAGUAAAGAAUUAUUUUUAACUUGCUCAGAAGUUUUAUCAGAAUACCUCACAACAGAUCCAUUUAAUGAUUUUUUAGAGAGUAUGUAUUUUAAAAGAUAUCUACAGUGGAAAUGGUUAGAAAGUGAACCGGUUACAAAGAAUACAUUUAGAAUGUACAGAGUAUUAGGUAAAGGAGGGUUUGGUGAAGUAUGUGCUUGUCAAGUUCGUGCCACUGGCAAAAUGUAUGCAUGUAAAAAACUGGAGAAGAAACGAAUCAAGAAACGAAAGGGAGAGGCCAUGGCAUUAAAUGAAAAACAAAUUUUACAAAAAGUUAAUUCUAGGUUUGUGGUCAAUUUAGCCUAUGCAUUUGAAACUAAAGAUGCUUUGUGUCUUGUGCUAACAAUUAUGAAUGGGGGAGAUCUCAAGUUCCACAUCCACAACAUGGGUAGUCCGGGAUUUGUUGAAGAAAGGGCUGUGUUCUAUGCAGCUGAGAUAACUUGUGGUUUAGAGAAUUUAAACAGAGAAGGCAUUGUUUACAGAGAUCUAAAGCCAGAAAACAUUCUACUGGAUGACUAUGGUCAUGUACGAAUAUCUGAUUUGGGUUUAGCUGUUGAAAUUCCGAAUGGUGAAACUAUUAGAGGUCGUGUAGGAACGGUUGGCUAUAUGGCUCCGGAAGUAGUAAAGAAAUUAUUGUAUAUUUGUUACAGCUCCAGAAGUAUUAAAGAAAUUAUUGUAUUUGUUUAUUACAGCUCCGGAAGUAGUAAAGAAUGA